This is a messenger RNA of Pogona vitticeps (central bearded dragon), 2390 nucleotides long. It is a transcript of the gene XCR1, whose product is annotated as X-C motif chemokine receptor 1. Lineage: Eukaryota; Metazoa; Chordata; Lepidosauria; Squamata; Agamidae. Gene Ontology annotation, cellular component: membrane; external side of plasma membrane. Gene Ontology annotation, biological process: positive regulation of cytosolic calcium ion concentration; cell chemotaxis; calcium-mediated signaling. Gene Ontology annotation, molecular function: C-C chemokine receptor activity; C-C chemokine binding. The record is from RefSeq and is a predicted model, not a curated record.
UCCACUCAGUUCUGGUUUCGAACUGUACUGUAUUCCUCUUUUGUGAUUUUUACAAACAGCAAGAGCCUUUGAUUUCAGUGAUUAUUACCCACAGCAGCAGCAGGAGACAAUCCUGACAUAAAGCUGACAUGGCUAAGCCAACAGACUACCUAUUUGAGGAAAAUGCAAAUACAACUUACUAUUACUAUGAGCCUAUUGAUUCUAACUGGUGUGAUAUGAACGACGUCUCUAAAUUUAGUGCUCUCUUUGCAAGCAUCCUGUACUCUGUUACAUUUUUCCUCAGUCUGCUCGGAAAUAGUCUUGUCUUGUGGAUUGUCAUAAAAUACGAAACCCUCCGGUCUUUAACCAACCUGUUCAUCAUGAAUCUUUGCAUCACUGACUUGGUCUUCUCCUGUGCACUCCCUUUCUGGAUCAUGUACGGUUACUAUGGAUGGAUUUUUGGUGAUUUUCUCUGCAAGACUGUGAGUGCUAUUUUCUCUGUCAGCUAUUAUAGUGGUGUUAUCUUUCUAACUUUCAUGACCAUCCUCCGAUACAUGGCAGUGGUAAAUCCCUUGUCAACACUGAGAACUCGGAAAAAAAGAUGUGGAACACUGUUAAGCUCAGCCAUUUGGACGUGCAGCAUGUUAAUUGUGGUCCCUGAGAUUGUUUACACCCAGGUAACAACUGAAACAAAUGGCAAACAGCGCUGUGAGUACAAAGAUUUGAAGUGGAAACUGGUAGAGUUGUGUCAGCAGGUUAUUUUCUUUGCAAUUUCCUUCAUGAUUUUUGCCAUUUGUUACAUCAGGAUGAUUAAGAUUCUGCUUCAAUCAAGAUCACAAAGGAGGCAGAAGACUGUGAGGCUGAUAUUUGCCAUUGUGGUCGUGUUUUUCUUGAGCUGGGCUCCUUACAACAUACUUGGUUUUCUGUAUGAGUUGUCCUCUCAGCAUAAAAUCAAAUUAGACUGUCAAGUCCGCAAGAAUGUUUUCUUUGCUUUCGACAUCAGCCGCAAUAUAGCCUACUGCCACUGUUUCCUCAACCCAGUGCUCUACGUCUUUGUUGGAGUGAAAUUCAGAAAGCAUCUGAAGCUGCUGUGCAGGCAAUACAUUCAGCGCCUUAGCAGGAUGCCACCCUCCAGCCCCAGAAUUCAUUCUUCACACUUUGGCCCCUAUGAGGAGGCAUCCUUGUACUGAAGCAAUUGCUGAGGGAGAAGCUGAACAAUACAACCAACCUGAGGAAAACAAAAUUACCCACCGCAACUCUUCUGCUAACUGACUGCAGAAGUUCCAGCUGCUCAGUCUGAUUCUCAUAAUUCAAAGGUUUUAGGGAAGAAUCUACUGCCUGGUAGGACACCAGGGAAGAACUUUGUGUAUUUGUUUUUAAUUAAUCAAAUAUUGCUUUAAUGUCUGAAAUAUCAUAAUUAUCAAGUGGCUGAUACACACAAAAUUUGGCAUACUGGUAACAAAUAAUAUUCUGCAAGUUAUACACUUGUACAAAGACAGGUAGUGAUUAUAUACAUUAAAAGCUGAACAAUGUUUGUAUUUUGCAUACAAAAGUUAAAGUGAGUGUUAUUCUGGCUAUACUGUAUAGUGACCAAUUGGAAUGAGAAGGUGUUAUAGCAUUGUGCUGCAAAAGAUCCCAGAUCUUGGCUUUUCAGGCAGUGCUGGGAUAUAAACACCAUCCAAAACAUGAAGACCUACUGCCUGUUGGUAUAGAGUAGACCACUGACUCCCAAACUGUGAAAUGUGCCCCCCUCUGGUACAACAUGAUGAAAUUUCAAGGGAUGUUAUGUGAGACUGCAGUUUUCUUAAAGGAAAAACAAAAAAUCAGCUUAAAGAAAUUAUUGUGUAUCAUAUGGUGUUACUAGUGUAAAGAUUUGUCAAGAAAAUUAUUUCCACAUAUUUUAAUCUAAAACAAUGUUAAUUAUAUUUUGUGCUUAUUUUUAUUCGAAAUUACAAAUAUAAUUAUUUGCAUAAAGGAUGAUCACAGAGAUGGAGAGGCAUGAGGACCUCUCAAAAAUCAAAAAGGUUAUGAUGUUGGGUAGGUGGGACAUCUCUAGAUUUGAUUAUGCUAAGCUAUAGGUAUCAAGAGCCUGAGAGAGUGUAAGACAGUUUCUUAUGUUUCUUAAGCAGACUGGUAAAACUUAAAAUUAUAACCUAAUCACAAUGAAAAGAAAUUAACUAAACACCUGCAGCAGAACAUUUGAAAUAUGCUAUCCCAGCCAACUGGAGUUUUCACAAACUGCCACAAUAUAACGUAUCUGCGCUAUUCUAGUUUUGCAGUUUUACAAUGAUCUGGUGCAUAUACAGUUGUUCUUGAAUCCAUAGGGCUUGUAUUAUUUUUAGAGUUAUGCUUCUGUAUCAUUCCCCCUUUGAUCAAUACUAAAUAAUAUUCAUUUCUGCUCUUAAAGCAAA